AUGUCGACAUGUCCGCUAAUACGCCUUCUCGCCCUUCAGAUUCAAUGUUCCGUCGGAGACGAAAAGUCUGCCUGCGACUGGUGCAGCGAACAUAACCUAGCGUGUACAUACACACGAGAAACACAAGUCAAGAAAAAGAGGAACAGAGCUAAACUGAGAGAUGUGCAGGAGUUGUUGAAGAGGGUCGAGCAACUCGAGAGUACCGUGGCCAAUAGUCGCUCUGAUAGUCAAGCCUCAGUGCAAUGUGACCAGAACGCAUCUUUCGAUAUUGUUGCAACACCCGUACCCCUAAUUCAGUCUGGAUUCUCAGGUAGUUCUCGUGGCCUGUCAGACGAAUUGACUGCUGUGCAGAGAUCUACUCCUUCGUUUCCAAGUACUCCAAUCAAUUCACCACUCGUUCCGGCACACAAUAGUACCGUCGAGUGCUCCUUGGGACAAAAUUGGUACUGCAUGGGCUUGCCUCUACUAUCCGACCGAGGCGAGCAAUGGAUCCAAUCAAAGACGGGCCAAGACUUUACCUUUAGCAUGCUGCGUUUGUUCAAAUGCUAUCCGAGUAUCCUUGAAUCAUCCCUCCCAUCACGCGUACCCAACGAGGAGCUAUGGAGAUUACCUGCCGAAAAGACAGUCCAGGAAAUGGCCGCCGCCUUUUUCAAGUCGUCUCUCCACUCUGCCUUUCCCAUUCUUGAUGAGAAUUCAUUCCAGAUGGUCUUAGGAAGGGCUUACGAGCAAACGCAGAACGCAUCGUCUCGCUCCGGAUCAUUCCCACCGUCGGAAAGCGCGGCCAGAGUCUUCGUCAUGGCAGCCCUUGCAUUGAUGGGCUGUGGUGAUGAAAUGGUCCGGCGCAUGUACGCAGCUAAAGUGCAGUCACUCCUGGGAUACGUUACUGAGCAGCCAAGUCUUAUUGGCCUUCAGACCGUGCUCAUGCUUCAACGCUUUUACUGGUCAAAUGAGCGAAACAGCAGCGUCAAUGUCUUGCACUCCAUUGCCUGCCGCAUGGUCUGCGCCCUUGGUGGACAUGUAUGUUUGCCGUGCCCAUCUGGCAGCUCUUUGGCAUGGGACCAUGAUGGGCCUCUGUUGCGAAGGCUAUUCUGGUUGUGCUAUAUGUCGGACAAGGAUGUAUCCCUUCGCUCAGGACAACCUCCUCUUCUAACAGAGGAACAUUGUGACUUGACGCCACCUGCCUGUUUUUCUGCACAAAGUCAAGGAUCCUAUGGGAACGAAACUCAAAUUGCUCUCCUCUCGUUUUCUCCGCAUCGCUUGAAUCUUUGCUUCUUGAAAGAGAGGGUCUACCGAGAGCUAUUUUCGUACCGUGCGUCCAAAUUGGCCGAUGCAGCUGUGCUGCUUUGCAUCCGCCAGCUAGACGACGCGAUCGAAGUUUGGAGGUCAUCUAUAACGAUGGAGUUGCGGCCGAAACUCUCCAUCACCACUCGUGUAGCUGCACCAACUAUGCUGCCAGGCAGCGCAGAGGAUACGCUACGAGUCUACUUGCAGCUGGAAUAUCACUACAUGAUGACAGUCGUCCACACCACGGUUCGAAGGUGCGGUGCCGACAGCAUAGUUUCCGGGAACAUUCCCGACGAUCUUCACAGCGCCAUACACUCCAGUUGUGACAUCUCCUUGGAGGCUAGCCGCUCGACGUUGGACUACAUUGCGAAUUCAGCUGCUGUCUUAGCAAAGGAAAACGCCACUCAUAUAGGCUUCUACACAUCUGUUGCAGCUCUGUCACUAUUUUCCGACAUGCUCAGCCAUCCCCGCAGUCCUCGAUCAAGUGUAUGGAUAGAGCAUCUUGACACGGCCACCAGGCUACUUCGAAGUUUACUAGGUCCUUGUUUUUCAGAGAGGACCGAAGACCAAAUAAAUGAUGCUGUCGAUUUGUUGCAGGAACUGAAUCGUCUUGGUCGGUGUGCCGUUGCAAAGGCCAGGGAGGAUGUCCAAUGA
Messenger RNA from Pestalotiopsis fici W106-1, 1938 nucleotides. RefSeq lists its product as uncharacterized. The transcript has 4 exons. The record is from RefSeq and is a predicted model, not a curated record. Bases 1 to 1938 code for a protein of 645 amino acids. Gene Ontology annotation, molecular function: DNA binding; DNA-binding transcription factor activity, RNA polymerase II-specific; zinc ion binding. Gene Ontology annotation, biological process: regulation of DNA-templated transcription; DNA-templated transcription. NCBI's taxonomy places the organism in Eukaryota, Fungi, Ascomycota, Sordariomycetes, Amphisphaeriales, Sporocadaceae.